This is a messenger RNA of Trichoplusia ni (cabbage looper), 1459 nucleotides long. RefSeq names its product venom serine carboxypeptidase-like. Bases 20 to 1417 code for a protein of 465 amino acids. The record is from RefSeq and is a predicted model, not a curated record. Gene Ontology annotation, biological process: proteolysis. The transcript has a single exon. Gene Ontology annotation, molecular function: serine-type carboxypeptidase activity. Lineage: Eukaryota; Metazoa; Arthropoda; Insecta; Lepidoptera; Noctuidae.
AAAUGAUAUCUUCAAUGUUAUGUUACUGAUAACUGUCCUCAAUCUGUUUUGUUUGGUGAAUGCUAUUUUCUUUAAUAAACUAUAUCCGAGGAUGAAGCUGAGCGCGAAACGAACCAAACACUGCGGGGAGCCGCUGUUCCUGACACCCUAUCUGGACCAGGGCGCGAUAGACGUCGCCCAGAACCUUUCCCGCGUUGCUAUGACGGAACAUAUGGGCAUAAAGAGUCAUGCCGGUUUCUUCACGGUCGACCCACAAACACACACAAACAUGUAUUUCUGGUACUUUCCACCUUUUACGAAAUGCCAAGAAGCGCCUAUUAUACUGUGGGUCCAGGGCGGGGUAGGAGGCAGCUCACUCUUCGGGCUGUUCCGAGAAGUGGGCCCUCUGGUAGUAAAAGGUCACCACGAACUUCUAGAAAGGAGGUACCAUUGGGCUCUGAACUAUCACCUCCUUUUCAUCGACAACCCUGCUGGUGUUGGCUUCAGCUACACAGAAUGUCCAGCCAGUUACUGCACAGAUGGAUACUGCGUUGGAAACGAACUUUACAAAACUUUGCUCCAAUUUUUCCAACUAUUUCCUGAUAUAAAUCGUAAUGAUUUCUACAUUGCCGGCGAAUCCUAUGCCGCGAAGUAUAUACCAUUUUUGGGGCAGGUGAUACAUAACGAGAAUGCAAAAAUUAAAGAUAAUACAACAAUACAUUUGAAGGGCAUGCUAUUAAGCAGUGCUUAUUGCGAUCCUAUUAAUCAACUGGAUUACGGAAACUAUUUAUACCAACACGGUUUGAUUGAUAAUAAAGAGUUGAACGUGUUCCUCAAAUACCAAAUUGAAAUAGCUGUGGAGUUAAAGAAGAAGCACUGGUUGAAGGCGAACGUUCUUAUGGACAGAUUGAUGGAAGGACAAGUGACGCGGUUUUCGCUUUUCAAACAUUACACGGGCUUCAAUUAUUACUACAACUUGCUGGAAUCAGAGCCGAGAUACGACUGGUUGCACUUUUUGUCUCUCCUGCACGAAAACGAAGUUAGGAGCAGUAUUCACGUGGGAGGCUUGAGGUUUAACGACGGGGAGGCAGCUCAGACGAUGCUGGCACUCGAUAUGAUGCAGUCCGCCGCUCCUCUCAUAUCUGAACUGCUCUCGCACUAUAGGUUCUUAUUCUACAACGGUCAACUGGAUAUCAUAGUCGCGUAUCCAUUGACCGUAAACUUUUUGAAAAACCUGAACUUUUCAUCUUCCUCACAAUAUUCUGAGGCUACUCGCAAAGUUUGGAGGGUUGGUAAGGUAGUGGCGGGCUAUAUAAAGCAGGCAGGGAACCUGACGGAAGCCCUGGUAAGGAAUGCGGGGCAUCUGGUGUCGCAAGACAAACCUAAGUGGACUUUAGAUUUGAUCACAAGAUUUAUCAGAAAUGAUUAUAAGUUUUAAAUGUGUUUAUCUGUUUAAAAUAAAUAAAUUUAACUUAACGGG